This is a messenger RNA of Penicillium hordei, 180 nucleotides long. RefSeq lists its product as uncharacterized. The record is from RefSeq and is a predicted model, not a curated record. The transcript has a single exon. NCBI's taxonomy places the organism in Eukaryota, Fungi, Ascomycota, Eurotiomycetes, Eurotiales, Aspergillaceae. Bases 1 to 180 code for a protein of 59 amino acids.
AUGCCGCCAACGACCUUAACCAAGAAAUCCAACGCCGAUGAAACGGAUGUGAUACAGUCGAAGGAUGGACAUUGGAGAGAAACCUGGAAGAUGCUAAAGGAGGAAGACAUUUUCAGGUUGGACAUGGGUCUUGGACUGGGCAUGAGCAGGACGGUAUCUAAAGUAGUCGCCGCCGAGUAA